AUGGACAUCAGGAGUCAGAUUCUGUUCAAAUGGAUUUCUUUAUUUCUUACAGCGGUGCUUCAGUUUACAGCAGCUAGAAAACUUCCCCUCUCCUUCACUGUCAGAGUUGGAGAUGAAGUCACUUUGCCUUGUGAAAAUGUGAUAGACGUUCAGCAAAGAUGUGACAGUACUAUAUGGCUCUUUGCUGGUUCAGGAAACACAGCAGCAGUAGAGCUGGUUAGACUUGGACAGAUUGGUGAAAACACCAAAGCUAAAUCAGACAGACUGAGUGUUACAGAGAACUGUUCUCUGGUUAUAAAGAAGGUCACAGUCGAGGAUGUUGGUCGUUACUCCUGCAGACAGUUCACACAUAAAGAAGGAAAACAACAAGCUCCAGACUCUCAGGUUUAUCUGUCUGUUAUUAUCAUGACUGAACAUAAGGACACUGAUAAGGUGACGUUAACCUGCUUUGUGUUGAUAUAUGAACAGUUCUGUCGACACACAGUGAAGUGGCUGUAUGAGGGUAAAGAUGUGGACAAAGAUAACAAAGACAUGAAGACAUCACAGUCUGGCUGCUACGCCACUGUGUCUUUCCUGGAUUCUCAUUUUAGUAACAAAUCAAAGUCUAACUUGACGUGUAAAGUGACAGAUGGUUACUCUGGAAAAGUGCAGCUGUUCACCUUCAGCCCUCAGUCCUCGUGUGAAAAAACAGGUGAGAAUAUGCUGAGAUGUUCAAGAUGACAUUGUUCUUCCUCAUUUAGUGACAGCAGAUGGUAAACUAACUAUUUUCUAACUGAACAGUUUCUUGGGUUGAGUUACUUCAAUCGUGCAGGUGACGCACAAACAACUAAAUAAACAAGAACAAUUGAAAACAGUCAGUGAUACAAAACUACAAUUUAGUAAUAUCGAAUUAAUCUUUCUUUAGAAUAUCUUGCAAGUCUUGUUUUCUCCUUAUAUUUAACUUAUUAUUUAUUUAUUUUAAUUUUUUUCUUGUCUUCAGCUCGUACAGAUUGUUCUUCUCUUGACUUCAUAAUGUUGGUUAUGCGUGUGGCUGAACUCCUCCUAAUUACUGUGAUUACUGUUCUUCUCAUUAGAGGUCGAGGUGAGAAACGUCAGAUCAACAUUUGUUUACACAGAUUAACAAAAACUACAAGUUUAGAGCUGAAAUGUUAUUCUGUGAUCUAUUUUCCAGGGAACCAGAGACCAAAAUAUGAAAAUAUGAACUGAACUGAUGUGUAAAAUCAGUAGUGAUGAAAAGUUAAUGUGUGUCAGA
Micropterus salmoides (largemouth bass) is the source of this 1252-nucleotide messenger RNA. RefSeq lists its product as uncharacterized. Gene Ontology annotation, biological process: T cell activation; positive regulation of ERK1 and ERK2 cascade; interleukin-15-mediated signaling pathway. The transcript is spliced from 4 exons. Bases 1 to 720 code for a protein of 239 amino acids. NCBI's taxonomy places the organism in Eukaryota, Metazoa, Chordata, Actinopteri, Centrarchiformes, Centrarchidae. The record is from RefSeq and is a predicted model, not a curated record. Gene Ontology annotation, molecular function: protein tyrosine kinase binding; MHC class II protein binding. Gene Ontology annotation, cellular component: external side of plasma membrane; membrane raft.